Molecule: messenger RNA, 817 nt
Organism: Gryllus bimaculatus (two-spotted cricket)
Lineage: Eukaryota; Metazoa; Arthropoda; Insecta; Orthoptera; Gryllidae
Source: the annotation of a GenBank genome assembly
AGGGCUGCAGGGCGGCGGCGGCGGCGGCUGGUGGCACGAGACCAGCAACUUCCGCAAGUUCGUCCCGCAGAUGCUAGUAACGAUCAUCAACAACCUGCUGCUGAUGGACCUGAGCAUGAUGCUGGCCUUCCCCACUCUGGUGAUUGGCGCCCUGUACCUGAGCGACCAGCCCGACCAGGACGGCUUGCGGCUGGACCAAGAGCAGGCCUCGUGGCUCGGCAGCCUGGUGUACCUGUGCCAGCCGCUGGGGUCGGUGGUGUCGGGCGUGGUGACGGAGCCGCUGGGGCGGCGGCGCGCCAUGAUGUUCGUGAACGCGCCGCCGCUGCUGGGCUGGCUUCUGCUGCGCUUCGCCCGCUCCGUGCCCGCGCUCUUCGCCGCCAACGCCGUGCUGGGCCUCUCCAUCGGCUUCAUGGAGGCGCCCGUGCUCUGCUACGUGGGCGAGAUCAGCGAGCCGCGGGUGCGCUCCCUCCUCACCGCCUCCACGGGCGUGAUGGCGCAGGCGGGCUACCUGUUGGUCUACCUGCUGGGCGCCACGCUGCCCUGGCGGACGGCGGCUACCGUGUGCGCCACCAUCCCCGUCAUCAGCUUCCUCUUGAUGCUGCUGUCGAGGGCGACGGUCGGCGCGCGUGCCGUGCAGGUGCCGGAGUCGCCGCUGUGGCUGCUGGCGCGCGGGCGGGACGCUGAGGCGCUGCGCGCGCUGUGCUGGCUGCGCGGCUGGGUGCGGCCGGAGGCGGUGGCGGACGAGCUGCGCGACCUCAAGGCCUACGCGCAGCACACCCAGCGCCUCAUGGAGGCCUACGCGCUGCCGAAAGGAUGA